AGCGGGAGGGGAGGGGGGGAGGCUGCCCACACCGGACAGGGCUCGGGCGGGGCCGGCAGGACAAGCGGUUCCCGAGCGCCCCGGGCCGUGCCAGCCUCCCCCGUGCGUCCUGGGCGCAGCCGGCAUGAAGCAGCGGGAGGGAGACGGGCCCGGGCAGCCGGUGCCCCCCAGCUACGCCGGGGAUCGGCCGCGGGCGGGCGGGAAGCUGCUGCUGGGGGGCGGCCGGGCCCCCCCGCGCUGGCUGCGCGUCGCCACCGUCUGCGCCUAUUUCCUCUGCGUCUCGCUGGCCGCGCUGCUGCUGGUGAUCUACUACGGGCUGGUGUGGGCGCCGCGGGGCCCCGGCGCGGAGAACGGCACCGAGCCCGGCCCGCGGGCCCCGCAGCUCUGCAACCACAGCGGGCCGGGGCCGGGGCUGCAGGAGGCGGCGGCCAAGGGGGCCCCGGGCGGCGGCCCGCGGCCAGCGCAGGAGGAGCGGAGCGGGCAGCAGGGCCCCGCGGGGCGCACGGGCUGGCGAGGCCGCGACGGGACCCACUGAGGCGCCGGAGGAUGGAGCCGCCCCUGGGGGCUCCCCCCGUGGGACCGAGCCGGGCCAGGAGGGAUGAGAGCAGGACGGAGCCGGGGCCCGCGGCCUGGGCGUGAAGGGCUCCGCAGGCAUCGCUCGGGGCGCGCAGCGGGGACCGGACGGUGAAAGCCCCAAAGCGCAGAGCGGGCGGGGGGCAGGUCCCCCCUGCUGCCGGGGAGGCGCCCAGGAAAGUCCGGACAGCCUCAGGGGGCGGCCAAGGACGGGCCCGCGGGAGCCGUCAGCUCUCCAGGCCUGGGGGGCACGCGUGGCCGGCUGAGCCGGGAGAAGGGCCUGGAGACCCCGGGGGGCUGGCCGGUGCCAGGGUCGGAGGGCACCAGGCUAACCUAGCAGCAUCGCCCCCCGACCCCAAGGCACCGUGUGCUGGCGCCAGGAGCCUGGGGUGCUUUGGGUGUCAAGGCCAUAACUCAGACUCCCAGGGGCACCGGGCUGCGGGCCUUGGGCUCAGCAAAUCCUGUAUCCUCCUCUCCGUCUGUCUGUCCAAUAAACCAGUCACUGCUCCUG
Chrysemys picta bellii (western painted turtle) is the source of this 1084-nucleotide messenger RNA. RefSeq names its product InaF motif containing 1 (gene INAFM1). Lineage: Eukaryota; Metazoa; Chordata; Testudines; Emydidae. The record is from RefSeq and is a predicted model, not a curated record.